Messenger RNA from Empidonax traillii (willow flycatcher), 1440 nucleotides. It is a transcript of the gene PRIM1, whose product is annotated as DNA primase subunit 1. Gene Ontology annotation, cellular component: alpha DNA polymerase:primase complex. The record is from RefSeq and is a predicted model, not a curated record. Bases 27 to 1223 code for a protein of 398 amino acids. Lineage: Eukaryota; Metazoa; Chordata; Aves; Passeriformes; Tyrannidae. The transcript has 11 exons. Gene Ontology annotation, biological process: DNA replication, synthesis of primer.
GAUACGGGAAGGGGGGCAUCAGUACCAUGCUGAGGGCAUUGUCACUCCCCCCCGACCCUCCCCGCACCCCUGCAGUGGCGAAGAACUACUUCCAGCUGCGGGAAUUCUCCUUCACGCUGCGGGACGACGUGUACCUGCGGUUCCAGUCCUUCAGCAGCCCCCAGGAGCUGGAGCGGGAGCUGCAGAAGAUCAACCCCUACAAGAUCGACAUCGGGGCCAUCUACUCCGUGCGGCCCAGCCAGCACAACACGGUGCACUUGGGGACCUUCCAGCCGCAGGAGAAGGAGCUGGUCUUCGACAUCGACAUGACGGACUACGAUGAUGUGCGGACAUGCUGCAGCUCGGCUGAUAUCUGCUCCAAGUGCUGGACGCUGAUGACCAUCGCCGUCCGCGUCAUCGACCGCGCGCUCACGGAGGACCUGGGCCUGAAGCAUCGCCUGUGGGUGUACUCGGGCCGGAGGGGUGUCCACUGCUGGGUGUGCGACGACACGGUGAGGAAAUGGUCCCCAGCGCUGCGGGCGGCCACCGUGGAGUACCUGAGCCUGGUGAAGGGCGGAGCAGAGACGGUGAAGAAGGUGAACCUCUCCUACCCCGUGCACCCCUUCAUCAGGCGCUCGGUGGCCGUGGUGGAGAAAUACUUCGAGGAGUACGCGCUGGUGGGGCAGGACAUCCUGGGCAGCCCCGAGCGCUGGGACAAGGUGCUGGCCCUGGUGCCGGAGGAGCACCGCGAGGCGCUGCGGGCGGAGUUCCCGCGCAGGAAGGACUCGGCGCAGCGCUGGGAGCUGCUGCGGGGCUGCAUGGAGCGCACGCGGGGCCGCGGCGCCGCCGCCCCCUGCUACGCUGACUGGGAGAUCAUGCUGCAGUUCUGCUUCCCCCGCCUCGACAUCAACGUCAGCAAGGGCCUGGGACACCUGCUCAAGAGCCCCUUCAGCGUCCACCCCAAAACAGGCCGCGUUUCGGUGCCGCUGGACCUGCAGAUGCUGGACCAGUUUGACCCGUUCGCUGUCCCCACCAUCACGUCCCUGUGCCACGAGCUGGACACGGCUGGCAGCGAUGGGGAGCAGGAGGACGGCGGGGAGAGCGAGCCCAAGCGCCGGGCGAGGGACUACAAGAGGACGAGCCUGGCUCCCUACGUGAGGGUCUUUGAGCAGUUCGUGGAGGGCAUGGAGAGCGCCCGGCGGGGGGAGCGGCUGCGCCAGAGCGACCUUCAAGGAGACUUCUGAGGCCUUGCUGCCCGGGGUCCUGGAUGCAGGGAUGGCGAGGGACCCAUGGCCUUUGUCACCUCUGUGCUUGUCAUUGUCACCUCCGCUGCCCGUGGGGGUCCUGGUGCCUUGGAGCAGCCGACCUGCACCGGCUCCAUUUGUCACUCACAGCCCCUUCCACUUUUUGUACUUUUUGUACCUUUUCUACAAAAAAAACCAUUAAACCUUUCUGGUCACC